This is a messenger RNA of Solanum dulcamara, 2258 nucleotides long. RefSeq names its product glucose-6-phosphate isomerase, cytosolic 2B. Gene Ontology annotation, biological process: glycolytic process; gluconeogenesis; glucose 6-phosphate metabolic process. NCBI's taxonomy places the organism in Eukaryota, Viridiplantae, Streptophyta, Magnoliopsida, Solanales, Solanaceae. Gene Ontology annotation, cellular component: cytosol. The coding region runs from base 133 to 2031 and encodes 632 amino acids. The record is from RefSeq and is a predicted model, not a curated record. Gene Ontology annotation, molecular function: carbohydrate derivative binding; monosaccharide binding; glucose-6-phosphate isomerase activity. The transcript has 25 exons.
UUUUUUUUUUGGGUUUUGCCUAAAGGCACUGAGUGGCGCCGAUCACUACAUCUAUCUCUUGAACUUAGCUCCUAUUCACAUUCUUCAUUCCCCUGAUCGAUCGUGUUGAAAGUAAAAAAAAAUUAUUCAGAGAUGGCUUCGUCUACUUUAAUUUGCGAUUCUGAGCCCUGGAAGGAUUUACAAGCUCAUGUUGAUGAUAUUAACAAGACUCAUUUGCGUGAUUUGAUGAAUGACACUAAUCGAUGCCAGUCAAUGAUGGUGGAGUUUGAUGGAAUUCUGUUGGAUUACUCGAGACAACGAGCUAACCUUGAUACGUUGAAUAAGCUCUUCAAUUUAGCUGAGGCAGCACGUGUCAAGGAGAAGAUUAAUCGGAUGUUCAAUGGAGAGCAUAUAAACAGCACAGAAAACAGAUCCGUUCUUCAUGUUGCAUUGCGUGCUCCAAGGGAUGCAGUCAUAAAUAGUGACGGGAAGAAUGUUGUCCCUGAGGUUUGGCAUGUUCUUGAUAAGAUCCGAGACUUCUCUGAGAGGGUUCGCAGUGGUGCCUGGGUUGGAGCCACUGGAAAAACAUUGAAAGAUGUUGUAGCUAUUGGUAUAGGUGGCAGUUUCUUAGGCCCUUUGUUCGUACACACAGCUCUUCAAGCAGAAGCGGAGGCUAUUGAGUGUGCAAGAGGGCGCCAGUUGCGAUUUCUUGCAAAUGUUGAUCCAAUUGAUGUAGCCAGAAAUAUAACAGGCUUGAAUCCUGAAACAACUCUAGUUGUGGUAGUCUCGAAGACGUUUACUACUGCCGAGACAAUGCUAAAUGCCCGUACAAUGAGGGAAUGGAUCUCUUCUGCAUUAGGACCUCAGGCAGUUGCAAAGCAUAUGGUUGCAGUUAGUACCAAUCUUAAGCUCGUAGAACAAUUUGGCAUUGAUCCAAAUAAUGCAUUCGCUUUCUGGGACUGGGUUGGAGGUCGAUAUAGUGUCUGCAGCGCAGUUGGAGUAUUGCCUCUUUCUCUGCAAUAUGGAUUUUCCAUUGUUGAGAAAUUUCUGAAGGGAGCUUCAAGUGUUGAUCAGCAUUUCUUCUCAGCCCCAUUUGAGAAAAAUAUACCUGUGCUUUUAGGCUUGCUGAGUGUGUGGAAUGUCUCAUUCCUUGGAUAUCCAGCAAGAGCAAUAUUACCCUAUUCUCAAGCAUUGGAGAAGUUGGCACCUCAUAUUCAACAGGUCAGUAUGGAGAGUAAUGGGAAAGGGGUGUCUAUUGAUGGUGUCCCUCUUCCUUACCAGACUGGUGAAAUUGAUUUUGGUGAACCAGGGACAAAUGGCCAACACAGCUUUUACCAAUUAAUUCACCAGGGAUUGUGUCAUUACGCGAAGAGCCUCUGUGGUGCUUUGGUUCUUCAUUUAAUUAUUUUUUGGGAUGUGGCGGUGGAAGGAUGUCAAUUUGGAGAUUCUAGGUUGGUUAGCGAGGAUGGUCCAAAACUCUUACAUACUCUCCAGCUCUGCAAGAAGAGUAACCACCUCCCCCUCAAACAACCACCCCAAAAGGGUCGUGUUAUUCCUUGUGAUUUUAUUGGUGUUGUUAAGAGUCAGCAACCUAUAUACCUGAAAGAUGAAGUGGUGAGUAACCAUGAUGAGCUCAUGUCGAACUUCUUUGCACAGCCAGAUGCCCUUGCUUAUGGGAAGACACCAGAGCAGUUGCAAAAGGAGAAUGUUCCUGAGCAUCUUGUUUCUCAUAAGACAUUUUCUGGAAAUCGACCUUCUCUAAGUAUACUACUUCCAUCAUUGAAUGCUUACAACAUUGGACAGUUACUGGCCAUCUACGAGCACAGAGUUGCAGUCCAAGGCUUUGUAUGGUGUAUCAAUUCUUUUGAUCAGUGGGGUGUGGAGUUAGGAAAGUCUCUAGCGACUCAAAUCAGAAAGCAACUUCAUGCUUCUCGUAAGAAAAAAGAAUCAGUUGAAGGCUUCAAUUUCAGCACCAAAAUGUUGAUAACAAGAUAUCUCAAGGCAAGUGCUGAUGUUCCUUCUGAUCCUUCAACUCUUCUACCAAAUAUAUAAGGAAUGUUAAGGAUCGGGUUUGAGGACCACGGUUUAACGGAGGCGUCAACUUCAGUACCAAGCAAAAAUGAACUAAUGUUAAAUAAACCAAUUUUGAAGUUACAUAAAAGUUUUGGUGUUAUAUGGCCACUCAUCUUGGCAAACAUAUCGCUGCAGUUGUAUCAAUAAAAUUCGAAAUCUAAAUAUUCUGUGCGUUUGUUUAUAUUUUUGUAAAAAUAAUGGUCUUU